Messenger RNA from Trifolium pratense (red clover), 488 nucleotides. RefSeq lists its product as uncharacterized. Bases 8 to 367 code for a protein of 119 amino acids. Lineage: Eukaryota; Viridiplantae; Streptophyta; Magnoliopsida; Fabales; Fabaceae. The record is from RefSeq and is a predicted model, not a curated record. The transcript is spliced from 3 exons.
UGAUCCGAUGAUAUCAUUGAUGACGAGUGAUAUAUUUCUUCCGACUGUAAUUUCUUUGAUUAAUGAUGAGAGCAUGAAGAGCUUCUCAUCUGUGUUGGGAUCGCAGAUGGAAGGCAAACUUAAAGAUGCAAAGCAACUGAGACAUUCUGGCAAUAUUAAAGGAUGCAUACAUUCUAUGACACAAGUCAUAGAAAUUUAUCGGAAGCAAACAAAUGAGAAUUGUAUUGAUCUUAAUCACAUAUGUGAGGCGUAUUGCCUCCGAGCUUUGUCACGCCAAGAAGUUGAACCUUCUUCGAAGCCAAGUGUUAUACCCGAUCAAGGACUACUAUAUAUCCACUUCCAUGUUUAUAAUUUGAAAACUAAGUAGAAGUUCCCAGCAUAACAACCCACAUAAUUUGAUUUGACAAGUUGUGGUAUGUUAUUGUCAAUAAUAAAUUUGUUGAUUCAUUUUGUUUUAUGAAGUGCAAAUGCCAUGUUGCUUAAUCAUA